Dentiscutata erythropus is the source of this 204-nucleotide messenger RNA. The record is from the annotation of a GenBank genome assembly. Lineage: Eukaryota; Fungi; Glomeromycota; Glomeromycetes; Diversisporales; Gigasporaceae.
AUGGUACCCAUAAAUAAAUACAAAGAGCUUGAAGGAAAAUAUGGAGAAUUACAAAGGGAUAUAUGUGAAAUGAUAAAUGUGAACAAGGAAUUACAAGAGAUGCGAAGCAAAUAUAAGACGUUGCAAAAAACUUACGGUCCUCAGCUGCCACAAUUAAUUUCAGCAGGCGAAAAAAAUUUGUCAGAGCGUUUUGAAGCACCUUAG